Molecule: messenger RNA, 3201 nt
Organism: Capronia epimyces CBS 606.96
Lineage: Eukaryota; Fungi; Ascomycota; Eurotiomycetes; Chaetothyriales; Herpotrichiellaceae
Exons: 2
Coding region: 1-3201 (1066 amino acids)
Molecular function (GO): protein binding
Source: RefSeq, a predicted model, not a curated record
AUGGCUCUGGCUCUGCUGGUGGUCGUCAUCUGGGCAUUCUCGUGGCUUCUCUGGCGUGCCUACUCAGUCAUCACCACUCCCAACGAAGUCCUUGUGGAGAAGCUCGGCCUCGAUAUUCCACCUACCCCGGUCGUCACCCUCGAAGAAAUCUCGUCGCGCGAGAUUCAAAUAAGCUGGAAACAUGCGGAACCCUCAACCUCGGUGCAGGAGCACCAUAUUGAAGUUAAUGGGAGGGUGGUAGGGACCACGAGAAAGAAUGAGAUGGGCGCUCUAAUAUCGAACCUCAUUCCUGGCCACAUCUACGAUAUUCGAGUUUUUUGUAUAAGUGCUGGUACCUUUCAGACGCCGAGUGCGCCUCUACACGUCCGGCUUCCGGGCCCAUCUUCGACUUCUUCACAGGAUGGCUCUUCCGAAUCCGGACCCGCUGUCAGGGCGAUCCCGAUACGCAGUGCUCAGACCCUUACACCUUUGGCCGCACCAGCGAUGACUCGAGAGUUGAGUGGAGGACAACCGAUGGGUAGAAGAGGAACGACCGGACGACGGCCUUCGCCCGCCAACCAUGUCAUCGAGGCCCAAGAUGGGUCAUCUAAAGGGACCGAAGACGAAUUGGAUGGCGAUCUUGCCGAGUUGUCCCAGCGGUUCCAAAAGGUCCAACAGGACAUUGAGGCUGUGGAGGCGCAGAUUCAGGAAGAAGACAAAGAGUUUGAUGGUUCUCUGAAGGAACUCGAAGCGCGUCGUGACGAAUUGAAGCAGGGCUUGAAAGAGAGAGAUGAGGCCAGCAAUGACUUGCGCAAGCAAGUGCACAAAGCGGAAAGCGCUAGUCGGACCGCCCAGAGCGAGAAGACCAAAAAGGAGCGGCUCCUGCAACAAAAGGAAAAUCAGCGUAGGAAACGAAAGGACGAAAUUGCAAAAUGGGAGGACCAGAUUGCCUCUAUGAAGGAAGAGAUGGCUGGCAUCGAGACACAAAAGACCGCAAUCGAACGUAGAACGCAAAGCGAGUUGAGGGAGGUCAGGAAGAAGAUUGAAGAAGAGCAAAAAGAGGUCGCGAUGCUGGAGGAAGACAACAGAGAAAAGGCCCUUCAGAUCAAGGCGUUGGAAGAAGAGCGCCAGCAGCUCAAUGUUGAGGACGAGACUGAUGAAACAAGAGAAGUGGAACGCCUGGAUCGUGAACGUGAUAUGAGAUGGCGAGCGAGAUUUGAUGGUCUUCAGCAAACCUACGCAAGGCUGUGGAGCGAUCUGCAACUGGCGAACCAACAGGUCAGCUACACACGGGAGCAAAUCACUCAACUGGAGACGAGAUGGGCCAACUCGAUAGCUCUUGCGCCCACCACCACCCUCGACAUGGAAGCUUUACGCCGUGGGAUACGACCGGUUCGGAGACCGAGGCACACCAACUCACAUGGCAGCAGCAUCUCAUCGCCGCGGGGUCCAUUUGCUGGUCCAGAACCUUUUCCUUCUGGAUUCCAGUAUACGUCUGCGGCAAAUGCUUCUCCUACGACCGUGAUUCCGAGCUAUUUCAAUCCUCAAAACGGGAUGACGUUGGCAAUACCGCUCGAAAUCCCGUCGUCACAUGUUGAUGACGUUGAAGCAGCCAGCUCCAUGCCCAUGAGUCCUCGAGCCGACGCACUCUUACCAGCCGAUCUCCUUGGUGACGAAUCCUCAGAUGAGCUCCCAGACACAGAUGAUCCAAGCCAGCCACGGGGGCUGUCGGAGGCAGGGACAACUCCCUUUCCCACGAUUGGUUCACCCAUGUUGCAAGAGGACGCCCGUCGUACCGACACGCCUUCUGCGCACUCUUCGUCGAGCAAGUCGUUCUCCAGUCCUCUACAGACUUCUGCUCCGGCGAUCGAAGCCGAAAAGUUGUCCGAUUCUGGGCAAGCAUCGGAUCACAGGGCAGAAGAAGCGACCGACGAAGACGAGGCUAUCCAGCAACCCAGUAAACCCAAGUACAUGUCGAUGUCAUCGAUGUUUGGCCUCAACCGCCAACGCGGGAAGACUCUUGCUGACCAGCCACCGCUGCUCGGCUCUCUCAAACCUACCCAGAGUCGAUCAUUUCCGAGAAACAUGGAUGAGUUCGAUCCAACCACGCAGCCUAGAAGGCGGUUAAGCUAUGGUGGGAACUGGGCUUUCCCAGGGACCCUCUUGCGCGGAAAUGGGAACCCCGAAGAACGAGACCAAGAAGCAUCCCGGCUGUCUUCGACACGACGUGCCUUCCUCGGAUUCGGGAAAUCUGCCGGUGCCCCGGCGAGUUACGAUCCUUUUGCUGCCAGAUCUGGAUCGUUCGAUCCUGGUCUUCGAGCAGAGACAUCCUCGCCACGGCCAUCUUCCACUUAUUCGUUCGAUAAGCUGCCGCGACCGUCAUUGGAAAGUCAAUUUCGGGCUUGGAACACUGACAAACCUCCGAUUCGAAAUAGUCCUCUUGCUCCGGAUUGGGGUUCACUACACUCAUUUUCGCGAAGCCACUCGCGCCGUCCGUCGUUUGUCUAUGGAUCUACCAGUAACCUGUCGCUCCCAGCGGACGAAGAAGUGAUUGAACCGGACAAGAAGCCCAGUCGUCCGUUGCAAGCGCCGAUUGGUACCCGUCCAGCAUCGUCACAACAAGCUUCCACCCCGAAGCUAAACCCAGCGGCCCCGUCAUUUACCAUGCUCUUUGGUAAGAGGAGUGAGAAGACCAAAGACAAAUCGAGAGCGAAAGACUCGAAGGAAAGAGUGGGCGAAUUGGAAGCCACCUCUCCUCCCGAAUCACGCAAGUCCAAGGACACGAGUUCCAUCACCAAUACCGUCUCGACUUUCGAGUCCGAGCCGCUAGACCGCACAGCGUCGGCCACCAGCGCGCAAUUUUCGUUUGAAAGCACGCCGGUCAAGCCUACAUUUAUAUCCAAGAUUACGCGUAAAGCCAGCAGCAAUAAGUUUGGAAGUUGGAAGGACAAAGGAGGUUUAUUCUCUAGGAAAGAGGCGACUGCGCCCAACGGCGAGAAUGAGGAAGAGCAGGGUUCGACCGAGCAUCUUGGGAAGAGUUUGGAGAGUACAUCGACCACGCCAAGCGCCGAAGACAAGAAGUCAAGCCGGAGCUCGUUGAGUAAUUGGAAUUUCAUGCGCAAGAGCAAGAGGGGCCGAGAAGAUCUGACGGCCAGCGAAAUCAGUGAGAGUAGCGAAAGAGCCAGCGAGACUGGGGAAGAGAGAGACGAUGAUGAGGCAUGA